Molecule: messenger RNA, 582 nt
Organism: Guillardia theta CCMP2712
Lineage: Eukaryota; Cryptophyceae; Pyrenomonadales; Geminigeraceae
Exons: 1
Cellular component (GO): cytosol
Source: RefSeq, a predicted model, not a curated record
GGCGAGGAGUACCUGGGCCUGUGGCGGGGGGAUCAACCGCACACCAGCGGCGUGCUGUGCUGGUUCAACGGGGAUAUCUACAUGGGAGAGUUCACGGAGGGAGGUAAGUUCCAGGGGUCGGGCGUCUACCGCUAUGGCGACACAGGAGAGUUUGCAGGAGACGUCUACAGAGGAAGCUACAUUGCUGGGCAGCGCACAGGGCAGGGAGUGUAUCAGUUCAACCCCAACGGGAACAGGCCGCAAGGAGGCGAGUACAUCGGUCAGUGGCUCAAGGGCAAGUUUCAUGGGCUGGGCGUCCUCAGGUACAAGGAUGGCGAGAGCUUCGUCGGAGACUGGACCCACGAUCUCAAGAACGGACUGGGGAGAUACACGUGGGGACAGGACUCCGGGGAGAUAGCAGGAGACUACUACCAAGGGGAGGUGGUGAACGGAAAGAUCGAGGGCAACGGCUGCUACCGAACAGCUGACGGAGGGUAUCACAAGGGCUGCUACGUGGACGGGAUGAGGGAAGGGUGGGGCAUACAAAGAGCUUCCGACGGCACGCAGCACAUGGGGCAGUGGUCGAGAGACAAACUCAACGGG